AUGGCGAUGGCACAGGAAACACAAGGUGAUGAUGAUGACGACGACGACGACGACGAUGAUGAUGUGCCGUCACUGACGAUGAAGCUCUGUGGCCACCAGAGGCGAAGCACAAGUCCUGAGACCGAACUCCUCUUCAAAGUCUUGUCCAAGUCCAAGCAACAGGAGAAGAGUCCUUCCUCAAAGGCUGCCCCGCUUCCAGACGCGUCAGCGCCUCGGCGCACCUGGAAGGCACGGCACGCCACGGCCACCACGGCCACCACGGCCACCACGGCCACCACGGCCACCACGGCCGUCAGGGCCGGGCCGCUGCCGGUGGGUGCAUUGCAGCCUUCGCAGCGGCCUUCAGCCGAGCCAGUGCGGCCAGAGCCCUUCAAGAACCUCGUGGUGAGGCAGCAACACACCGGUGAACUGGCGCAGAAAAGGGUUGAGACAUUUUGCCUGAAAGAGAAAUGGAAGAACUGGGGAACCCUCAAAGAGCAUUACAUGGACCACUUUGAGGUUCGGACUGCCCCUGAUCUGCCCCGCCUCGAGCUGGAUGUAGAGUUAAAAGCUUUGUCUCAACGACUGGAUGAGGUGGUGCAUCGCGUGCUUCGCCACGAGCCGCUGAUCUCCUCCAUGGAAAUCCGCUUAGAGGAGUUGGUGGAUCGCUGUGGUGGUGAUGCAAAGGUGGGCCGUCUUGCUUCUCAGGCCGAGAUGGCUUCGCUGGAGCUGCGCUGUGGGCAGCUGAUGUCCGCGGAGAUCUUGAACCUCACCGCAGAGAUGGAGGAACUGGGCAGCAGAGUCGCCUCAAAGGAGGCAGUGGAAGAUCUGCAAGUGCAACAUGUGGCGCGCUUGGAUACUCUGAGCUGCGACAUCACGGCGCUUCAGACAGGCCUGGCCCAGACUUGCAUGGACCAGCAGGACAGGAUCUAA
Molecule: messenger RNA, 912 nt
Organism: Cladocopium goreaui
Lineage: Eukaryota; Dinophyceae; Suessiales; Symbiodiniaceae
Source: the annotation of a GenBank genome assembly